Tribolium castaneum (red flour beetle) is the source of this 1705-nucleotide messenger RNA. RefSeq names its product D-2-hydroxyglutarate dehydrogenase, mitochondrial. NCBI's taxonomy places the organism in Eukaryota, Metazoa, Arthropoda, Insecta, Coleoptera, Tenebrionidae. The coding region runs from base 177 to 1676 and encodes 499 amino acids. The transcript has 5 exons. The record is from RefSeq and is a predicted model, not a curated record. Gene Ontology annotation, molecular function: catalytic activity; FAD binding. Gene Ontology annotation, cellular component: mitochondrion.
UACUUUAAACAGUAUCAAUUCUUGUUGCUUUCCGAGAUAAAUAUUAAGUUAAUCCUAUGCAUAAUUAUCUUAUCAAACGUGACUUUUUUAUCAUUGUUUAAAACCCAGUAGGUUUUCACGUGGUGUGUAUAUAUUUGGUAUUUCGUCAAAUUUAGUUUUUAAAAAAGUGUCGAAAAAUGUUAAAAAAUGUGUCAAGGGCCUUAUUACGUGAAGGAAGAAAAGUAUACAAACAUAAACUACAUUCCAAACCUAACUUUACUAAGAAUAAUUACGAUGUUGUAAGAGGAAAUUAUAAUUACGUCGAAGAAGAGCACUUAAAUUAUUUUCGAAGCCUUCUCGGGGAGUCUCGAAUUUUCACAGAUUUGUCAGAUCUCGAGAAAUACAAUGUGGACUGGAACAGAUAUUUAAGAGGAGCGAGUCAAAUUGUUUUAAAACCAAAAACGACCGAAGAAGUCUCAAAAAUAUUGACAUUCUGUAACCACCAUCGCCUGGCAGUGAGCCCCCAGGGGGGCCACACGGGAAUGGUGGGAGGGGCAACCCCAGUUUUCGACGAAGUGAUUAUUUCGACCGAACUCAUGAACGAAAUUAUAAGUCUCGAUGAAAAAGCCGGUAUUUUAACGUGCCUAGCCGGUUGUGUUUUACAAAACUUGGACGAAUAUUUAGCUGAGCGAAAUUUGAUUUUUCCGCUUGAUUUAGGAGCCAAGGGCUCUUGUCAGAUCGGGGGCAACGUCUCGACAAAUGCUGGCGGCUUGAGAGUCCUCAAGUACGGCAAUCUGCACGGAAAUGUGCUAGGUUUAGAGGCGGUGCAAGCCAAUGGAGUUGUUCUAGAUUUUCUAACAUGUCACAAAAAGGACAACACUGGCUAUCACCUCAAACACUUAUUUAUUGGCUCCGAGGGGACCUUGGGUGUUGUGACCAAAGUAGCAGUUCAGUGUAAAUUGCGGCCAAAAUCGCUCCAUGUUGCGUUCCUUGGCUUGCAAAGUUUUGAUAAAGUGUUGCAAACUUUCUACAAGGCUAAGCAAGACAUGGAUGAGAUUCUCACAGCUUUUGAAGUGAUUGAUGCGCCAAGUAUGGAUUUGGUGACGAGUAAACUGGAGCUGGAGUCUCCAAUCGGGGAUUACCCGUUUUAUGUGUUGAUUGAAACGACGGGAAGCAAUGAGGAACAUGAUGAAGAAAAAGUGAACCAGUUUUUGGAGAGCUGUUUGAAGAAACACCACAUCUUGAAUGGAACUGUGACCGGGGAGAUUAGUAAAGCAAGGGGGAUUUGGCAAUUGAGGGAAAAAAUUCCAGAAGCUUUUAAGUACGAUGGGUAUGUUUUUAUGUACGAUAUUUCGCUCCCUUUGGAUCAUUACUACAAACUAGUGGACGAUAUGAGGGAGUAUAUGGGGGAUAAGUCGCAUCGAGUUUACGGUUUUGGACACAUAGGCGAUGGCAACAUCCACUUGCAAAUCUCUGUAAAAGAGUUCAGUCCUGAAAUGAAGAGUUUCAUCGAACCAUACAUCUUCCAUCAAACAAAAAAAUACAACGGAAGCAUCAGUGCGGAACACGGGAUGGGUUUCCUCAAGGCAAAGUAUCUACACAUGAUGAAAACCCCCGAGACUAUCAAUUUGAUGAAAAAUGUGAAACAGAUGAUGGAUCCAAAUGGCAUACUCAAUCCUUACAAGGUCUUAGUGUAAGAAUUUAUUAUCAUAAAUAUUAAAACAGA